AUGAUGUCCCAGACUGCUCUCUUCAGCGUGCUCGGCUCGGUGCCUGUGCUCAACGCCCUGACGUCACCCGCACCCUGUGACGCACUGCCGGCCACCCUGUCCAAAGCCACCUCUCCAAAGACGGUCAACAUCCUCAGCUCCCCAGGCGGCGUCACCAUCAGGGGCGGCGGCGUCCCGCCCUACAACCUCACCUACCUGACGCCCCUCCCGCUCGCCAAGUCCACCGCGGGCCGCGUCAGGCGGUGGCUGAAGAAGGACAGGCAGGCCCAUCCCAAUGCGAUCGAGCCCCAGGGCCUGUUCCCCUGGGGCUCUGGCUUCGUCUACCCCUUCACGACCAACAUCACGACGGCGGGGGACGCCCUGCUGACGAUCGACGCCGGCCUGAGCGUGCCGGUCCGCUGGUGGUGGUACCGCAUCAUCCCUUGGGUGCUCAAGUUCCAGGUCACAGACAGCACAGGAAAUGGCGCCACCGGAUCAAUCGCCGUCUUCAUCAACCCCUUCUGA
Messenger RNA from Monoraphidium neglectum, 504 nucleotides. RefSeq lists its product as hypothetical. Lineage: Eukaryota; Viridiplantae; Chlorophyta; Chlorophyceae; Sphaeropleales; Selenastraceae. The record is from RefSeq and is a predicted model, not a curated record. The transcript has 4 exons. Bases 1 to 504 code for a protein of 167 amino acids.